Molecule: messenger RNA, 432 nt
Organism: Cetraspora pellucida
Lineage: Eukaryota; Fungi; Glomeromycota; Glomeromycetes; Diversisporales; Gigasporaceae
Source: the annotation of a GenBank genome assembly
AUGGUUUCUUCUAAUCAUGAAAAAAGAUGCUCAUGCUAUAAUAAAUAUAAAAAUCUUAAUGAAUUUACUCGACUAAUUGGAGGUCAAAUGAAAAAAUGUUCCAACUGCAAUGAAUGUGUAAAAACUAAAAAGGAAAAAAAGAAAGUUAUUAGUGAACCAAUGAGUGCAGAAAGUUUGAACAUAACUAAAGAUUAUAUUAAUGAUGAAUAUGAAGAUAUAGCUUGGUUUAGUUUAACAGAUAUAGUAAACUUAAUAGCUAAUUGUUUCAAAAGUGAAGAGCAUAAUCAUGCAUAUUUUUUAAAAACUUUGAAGUUUGAUAAAAAUUUUGUUAAUAUGCAUAAUAAAAAUCAAAAGAGUGAUAAAGAAGUUACUUAUUAUAAUAUAGCUGAAUCUCUUCUUGUAACUAUCAAAAUUGGAUUUCACUAUUAUUGA